CACGGUGCGUUGCUGAUGGUAACGGACGCAGAGAGGGCGGCGGUGGCGGCGGCGGCGGCAGCGGCGAGUUUAAAUCGGAGUUUUUUUAAUUUUUAUGACUCAAGGCUUGGUAGUGGCAGUACCGGAGCUUUGGGGUCCUUUGUUGGAGGUAAACCUUCAGCCUCAGUGCUGUAAGGUACAGUGAUUGCAGUCUUCUUUUCAAUUUGUUUUAAAAUGUUGAUUGAGUAAUAACAAGACAACAAAAUGAGUUGGGCUUUAGAGGAAUGGAAAGAAGGUCUGUCUACCAGAGCCCUUCAGAAAAUUCAAGAGCUUGAAGGGCAACUCGACAAACUAAAGAAAGAAAGACAACAAAGACAAUUUCAGCUAGAAUCUUUGGAGGCUGCCCUUCAGAAGCAAAAGCAAAAGGCUGAAGAUCAAAAAAAUGAAGGGGCAUCCCUCAAAAGAGAGAAUCAGAGCUUGAUGGAAACAUGUGAUAAUUUGGUGAAAAUGAAGCAGAAGAUUUCUCAUGAGCUUCAAGUCAAGGAAUCACAAGUGAAUUUCCAGGAAGGACAGCUAAAUUCAAGCAAAAAGCAAAUCGAAAAAUUGGAACAGGAACUUAAAAGAUACAAAUCUGAACUUGAGAGAAGCCAACUAGUGGUGUUACCAGGAGAUGUCUCAACACUAAAUAGUACACCGCAGAAGAAUUGUGGUACUCCCGUACAAUCAAGUCAUCAAAGUGGUUCCAAGAAUAAAGAACUGCAAGAAAAAUAUAAUAAAGAAGUUGAAAAACGAAAAAAGUUAGAGGAAGAAUUAAAAGCAUUACAAAUGAAGAAAGCAAGUAAGCCAGUUCCCCCAAGCACCCUUAGUCAUAGGGAAAUUGCUCGGCAUCAGGCUUCAUCAUCAGUGUUCUCAUGGCAACAAGAAAAGACACCUACUCAUCAUUCAGCCAGUGCUCAAGAAACUCCCCACAAGAGAGGUUUUACUGCCUUACAAAUUCCUUGGGAACAAGAAACACCGCCUAAUAGGAAGUCAAGUUGGCAAACGGAGAGGAAAGAUACUAGUUACAGUUUCCAUGAGAACCAAAGUAAUCUUAACCUGCUGGAUCAGUUAAAAGCCCAGAACCAAGAGUUAAAAUGUAAAGUUAAUGAAUUGGAUCAUCAACUGCAAGCCCAAGAACAUGACAUAAAAGGAUACAUGAAUAAAUUACAAGAAACACAGCUCCAACUAGAGAAAACAAAAUUGGAGUUAACAGAAAAAGACAAAGUUUUGAACAAAUCUGGAGAUGAAGUGAUGAGAUUAACAUCACAGUUGGAUCGGGUAACAGCCAAGUGUACAAAAUUGGAGCAGAAAUUGAAAAAAAUGUCUGAAGAUUUGAAUUGUCAAAGACAAAAUGCAGAAAGUACCCGAUGCUCUUUGGAACAGAAAAUCAAGGACAAAGAUAAAGACUAUCAGGAGGAACUCUCACAUCAACAACGUACUCUCCAGAUGCUAGACCAGGAAAACACUCAGAUAAAAACCAAACUAAAUCAAGAGUUACAGCAGGCCAGAAGUACUCAAAACAUAUUGCAAGCUGAACUUGAUAAAGUGAUAGUGAUGAAACAGCAGCUAGAGAAAAAUUCAGAUGAGUUUAAGCAGAAGCUCUGCAGAACUGAACAAGCAUUGCAGACAAGCCAGACAAAGGAAAACGAUCUGAGGAGGAGCAUGGAGGAAAUGAUGCAGGAAAAACAACUUCUCAGCCAUCAGUUAGAUAAAAAAUCAAGAGAAGUCAACCAACUGGAGGAAGAACUCAAGAAAAUGAAACAUUGUUUAAAGCAGAGUCAGAAUCUUGCAGAAGAAAUGAAAGAUAAGAAUGCCACUCAAGAGGGUGUUUUAAAAGCUCUACAAGAAAAAAUAAAUCAACAGGAAAAAUCUUCAGUGUUGGAGUUAGCAGUGGCGGAUCUGGAAAAGCAACGGGAUUGUUCUCAAGAUCUGCUGAAAAAAAGGGAACAUCAUAUUGAACAGCUAAAUGAUAAAUUACUUAACAUACAGAGAGAGUUAGAAGGGUUACUGAAUACCUUGGGAUUAAAGGAAAAGGAAUGUGAAGAACUGAAAAAAGAGACAAUUCUAUUUUCUCAGUGGAAAAAUGAAAAAGAACAACUUUUGAAUCAGUUAUUGUUAGAAAAGGAAGGCCUGCAAAGCACAAUUAGUAAUUUGGAAAUAUGUCUGAAGACGCAGCAUGUGAAGAGUCACGAUGUUAAUGAAAGCUUCAAAAUAAUGGAAACGGAAAAUGAAAAAUUAGGCUUAGAGAUCAAAAAUCUUCAGAAUGCAAUAGAAGGAAAAAAUAUAGAAUUAGAAGCACAGAAACAAGCCUAUGAAGAGCUCCAGCAAAAGGCUGAAUACUCAGAUCAGAAAUAUAAAAAGGAAGUAGAAAAUCUCUCCUUGAAGAUAGUUCAGUUAACUACAGAAGUUGAACAUUUGAAACAAAAACUACAGUUACUCUCCAGUGAAAUAAUAGGGAAAGAUCAGCGUUAUGAAGAAUUGCAUAUACAAUAUGAAAAGAUCAGCAGUUUAGUAAAAUCUGAAAAUUCUUCUCAAAUGAUGAAUGAAGAUUAUUGUGGUAGGGAUCUCUUGAUCUUAGAGCAACCAGUAUUGAAUAAUUCUAUUUCAAAUAUACUUGAAAUUCAAGGAAGCCUACCUUUAGAACAGGGAGAUAAGAGAACUAAAUUACAUUCAGAAGAUCAGAGUAUGGAAAAUGUAGCCAAAUUGCAACAUAAAGUUUCUUCAUCUGAGUUGUCUGCUGACUCUCAAAGUCAAUUGAACUCAGAUUUACAAAGGCAUUGUGAAGAGUUGGUACAAAUCAAAGGUGAAUUAGAAGAAAAUCUGAUUAAAGUAGAACAUACACAUAUAAAUUUUGUUACUGAAACAAACCUGUGCAUUAAUAAGUUAGAAGAAAGCAAUUCGCAUCAUAAAGUCAUUGAUGAAACUUUAAUUGCUCUUGAGAACAAGGAUAAACAGUUACAAAAGUUGAGUGAACAAUUAGAGUAUGGAGAAGCAGAGAUUAAGGAUUUAAAAACCAAAAACCAGUUACUUGAAGAGUCAGUAAAGAAGCUGAGUUCUGAAAUAAAGGAAAUUAAUUCAAUUCUCCUUCAAAACAAGAAAGAAAUUGAAGAACUAAUCCAUGAAAAUGGCAAUCUUAAGGAAAUUAAUGCAAUUUUAAAUAUAGAAAAAAUGAACUUAAUACAAAAAAAUGUUAGUUUUUCAAACUGCUUUAUUGAAAGAGAGAAAACUAUUUCAGAGCUAUCUGAUAGGAGUAAAGAGGAAGAACUUCUUUUGCUAAAGAGAUGUGAAGAAGCUGAAAAGGGACUUGAAAUUCUUAAAGAAAAAUAUAAAUUAAUGGAAGAAAAAAACAUUGAAUUGGAAUGUAUCUUAAAGGAACAUACUAUUACUAGUCUUUGUGGAAAAGGAAACAAUGAAUUAAAAGAACUAGAAGAAGCUUUUGCAAGAGAACACAAAGAUUACAUGAGCAAGCUGGCUUUAGCUGAGGAGAAAAAUGAGAAAUUAAUUUUUGAAAUGGAGACAAUGCAGUGUAGAUUGAGAGCUGAGGUUGUGGCUAUUCAAAAUAGUUCAAAGAUUGAAGCCGAUGGCUUAAGACAAGAAAUAUCAAAUUUCAAAGAUGAACAAAACAAAAUGCAAGAACAACAUCAUUUCUUGCUUCAAGAGAAUGAUCGACUAAUGAAAUUAGUUAAGGGAAAGAAUGUUCAAAUGAAUGAAUUGGUUCUUACUAGCAGUCCUGCUUCUGAACAAAUCAGUGAGUCUGUAAAUGAAUUAGAUAAUCUUGAGGUAACUCAGAUUGAAAUGUUACAUUUGAAUCUUGAAGCUAAAGACAGUUCUUUAAAUACUCAUAAUGCACAAGUGAUAUCACUUGAGCAAGUCAUUGAACAUAUGGAACUAAGACUUAAAGAAAGUGAAAAGGAGAAAGAAGUCUUACAGCAAGAAUUAGAAAUGAUAAAAAAAGAAUUAAAAAUUAGAGAUUCAUCUGAUCAGUCAUUUGAAACUAGCAACUAUGAACAUUGUAAAAGAGAAAUGGAUGAAAAAUAUAUUUCAGUUCUUCACGAACUAUCCACAAGCCAAAAUGAUAAUGCGCAAUUGAUGACUUCACUGCAGACAACAGUAAAUAAACUAAAUGAAUUAGAGAAAAUGUGUGAGAUUUUGCAAACUGAAAAGUUAGAACUGACUUCUGAACUGAAUGAUUCAAAAUCAGAAUGUAUCUUAGCAACUACCAAAAUGGCAGAAAAAGUAGAGAAACUAGUAAAUGAAGUUAAAACGCUAAAUAAUAAAAACAGUGAUCUUUCUGGUGAACUUAUAAAAGAGAAUGGUAAAGAUGAAUUUAGAGAACAAUUUGAUCAACCAAAGUCUAUUUGCUUAGAACUUAUAGAGGGUAGAAUUGAAGGUGGUAAUGACUAUGAACAUUUGAAACUGUCAAACAAAGAAGUUCAAAUGCAUUUCAUUGAGUUACAGGAAAAAUUUUCAUCUUUGCAAAUUGAACACAGAAUUUUACAUGAACAGCAUUGCCACAUGAGCUCUAAGUUGUCAGAGCUAUGUUCUUACACAGACACAUUAAAGGCUGAAAAUUCUGUAUUGUCGGUGAAUCUUAAAAAUAUACAAACUGAUUUGAUGAAGCAGCUCACUCCUGGUAAAGAAGAAAUUGUGGCUGAGGAGGGCGAGUCUUUAUCAUCCUGUAUGAAUGAAAUAGCCAAUCUUACAAGUUUUGUGGAAUCUUCUUUUUAUAAGGAUUUAUUUGAAGAAACAAGAGAAAUACCUUCUUUAAAUAGUUUAGAGGAGAAUCUUUUAGACAAUCAAUCCAGUGCUAAUAUAGAUGAAAGCCCUUGUAGCAGUCUUGAUGCAGGCUUUAUGACCAAGAAUACUAGAUCUGGUCCCAAUUUGAAUAUUGAAGAAUUUGAGACACUUUGCCAAAGUUACCAGAUAUCAAUCAAGAAUCUUGAAGACAAAUAUGAAAAUCAGAAAAUUAUGAAGGAUAAAGAGAUUCAAGAGCUUAAAGAACUCAUAUGUUCUGAAAGAAAUGAGCUAGAAUUCCUCAGAAAACAGUAUUUGUCAGAAAUUGAACAGUGGCAAGAGAAGCUGGCAAAUGUGACCAUGGAAAUGGAGUCAAAAUUGGCAGCAGAAAAGAAACAGUCUGAGUACUUGUCACUUCAACUUGAAGUAGCAGGGCUUCAACUUCAAGACCUCGAAUUAAGUUCUCGCUCAUUCCUUAUUGCUGAAGGUGAAGAUGCAAUUAAGAAAGACCAAGAAAACAGUAUCUUGGAUAAAGCAGAAGAACAUGUUUCAUUCAUCAAUGAAAAGAUAAUUAAGAGUGACGGACUACAAAUUUAUAAGCAGAAUCUUCAAGAUACCUUUAAUUCGGAGUGUGAGGAAAUAGCUGAAAUUGAGGGCAUUAGUUCUGUAGCAGUAUAUUCCAGGGAAGUGAAUUUAGAAAAUGAGCAUAGACGUUCAUCAGAUAAAACUCAUUCAGAAUGCAUUCCGGAAUCAUCAUUUUCUAGUAAUGAUACUUUGGCUGCUAUGGAUUUCCUUGAGAAUCAGGUACUCAUUCAGAAUCUACAAUUUAAAGUGAAAGAGACUUCAAAUGAAAACUUGAAGUUAAUCCAUGGCAUAGAAGAAAGGGACAAAAAAGUUGAUAGAUUGCUCAGUGAAAUCAAAGAAUUAGAUUACAAGGUGGAUUUACAAAAAGCUGAAUUAACUGCUAAGAUUUGUAUGUGUUCAGAAUUAGAAAAAGUAAUUCAGGAACUUCAGAAAGAAAAAUCAGAUCUGAAUGAGAAAUUGAGAUUUCUCUCUUAUGAUAAUCAAAAAUUACUUCAAAGAGUAACAUCUUUGGAAAACUUAAAUUCUGGUUUGGAAAUGUGCAAAGUUAUAUCCACAGACACUACAGAUGUUGAAGAUGAUGUAGCAAUGGUAAAUAAAAGCUGGAAAGAACAAUUUCUUGAAAUUGAAAAUGAAUUCAAAAAGGUAAAAUCUGAAAAAACCAGCAUUGAAAAUCAUGCCUUCUCCCUUGAAGCUGACUUGGAAAGUCUUCAAACAAAGAAUCUCUGUUUAGAAAAAGAUAAUGAAAAUAAACAGAAAGUGAUAUCCAAUCUUGAAGAACAGCUUUCUCUAAUCAUUUCUGAGAGGAACCAACUUAAUGGAGAACUAGAUAUUCUAUUAAAGUCAAAACUGAAAAUGGAAGAAAUAUGUGAUGAAUUGAAGGAAAGAGUAAAAGUACUUGAGUCAAGUCAAAGGAAAUCUCUGCAACAUAUACAAGUAGUAGAAUCUGAGGUAAGAGACAAAACACAACUCCUUCAGACCAUGUCAUCUGAUGUAAACCAAUUAUUAAAAGACAAAGAUUAUCUCCAAGAACAGCUUCAGAAUUUAGAGAAGGAUGCACAGAUGCUUAGUUUGAUAAAAGAUGGUUUGAAAAAUGAAAUUAGUCAAUUGACUGAUGAGAAAGAGCUAUUUCUAAGACAAUUGGAAAACCAGCAAGCCAAGUUGAAUGAUGUAGAAGCAGAAAAUGUAAACCUUUCUAAAGCCUUAGAGGGUUCUCUAAUUGAGAAAGGUGAAAUUGCAGCAAGAUUGAACUCAACACAAGAAGAAGUACACCAGCUGAAAAAUGGUAUAGAAAAACUAAAAGUCCGCAUAGAAGCUGAUGAAAAGAAAAAACACCAUGUUUUAGAAAAGCUGAAGGAAAGUGAACGUAAAGCUGACUCAUUUAAGGACAAAAUUGAAGCACUUGAAAGAGAAUUGCUAAUGUCAGAAGAAAAUCAAGAAGCAAUCAUUCUUGAUGCUGAGAAUGCGAAGUCUGAAUUGGAAACACUGAAAACACAAAUGGAAGAGUUAACUAAAGGCCUAAAAAGGUCAGAAUUGGAAUUAUCUGCUUUACGCUCAGAAAAUAUGUUAAAUGGAUUACAAGAAAAUCAAGGUCAACAGUCUAAAUUGGAAGAAUUAACCCAAACUAUAAAGUGUUUGGAAAUGGAAAUUUUUGCUUCAAGGACAGAGAAAGAAAAUAUAGUGAAAGAAUUACAAAAAAAACAAGGUCAGUUGUCUGAAUUGGAACAGUUGGCUCAUACCUUAAGUUUUUUAAAAUCAGAGCUAGUUGCAUUAAAAUCAGAAAAAGAGAUUAUUUUGGAUGAACUAAAAGAAAAAGAAAAACGAGUGUCUGAAUUGGAAGAAUUGAUUCAAAACUUUGGAGAAACUGGAGUUGUAAAUUUAAUUUCAGAAAAAGGAACUAUGUUGCAAAACCUUCAAGAAACUCAGAGUCAAAUUUCUGAAUUAGAAGAGUGGUCCCAAACUCACAAAUGUUUAGAAUCAGUCACUUUAAGUUCAGAAAAAGAAAAUAUACUGAAUGAACUACAAGAAAAGCAAGCUAAAGUGUCUGAAUUAGAGGCAUUGAACCAAACACUAAAACAUUUAGAAACAGAACUUAUUGCUGUAAAGUCAGUAAAAGAAAAUUUAUCAAAAGAACUGCUGCAAGAAAAGCAAAAUAAAAUGCUUGAAUUAGAAGAGUUAGGUAGAAAUCUAAAACUUUCUGACACAGAAAUUCUUGCAUUAAGAUCUGAAAAAGAAAAUGUGUUAAAAGAACUACAUGAAAAUCAAAGUAAAGUGUCUGAAUUCUUAAAGUAUGUGGAAAGUAUUGUUUCCUUAAAGUCAGAAAAAGAAAACAUGUCUAUUGAACUACAAGAAAAUCAUAAUUACCUAUUAGAAGAAUUGACUAAAACCCUAAAAUCUCUGGAGAUGGAGGUUGUUAUUUUAAGGGCAGAAAAAGAAAGCAUGUCUAAAAACCAGCAAGAAAAUCAAGUGUCUGAAGUAGAAGAAUUAACUCAAACUAUGAAAUAUUUAGAAUCAGAACUUGUGGCAUUAAGGACUGAAAAAGAAGCCAUAUCAAAUGAAUUACAUAAAGAAAAGCAAAGUCGAGUGUAUGAAUUAGAAAACUUGACCCACUCUCUACAGUUUUUGGAGACUGAAGUUGCCUCUUUAAGGUCAGAAAAAGAAAAUAUAUCAAAGGAACUGCUUAAAAAACAGGGUCAAAUGUCCGAAUUAGAAGAAUUGAUUGAAAACUUAAAAUGUGUAGAAACAGAGGUUGUUGCCCUAAGGUCAGAAAAAGAAAAUGUACUGAAAGAAUUAAAGGGGAAACAGUAUCAUAUUUGCCAAUUAGAAAAGUUGAUUCAAAACCUGAAAUGUUUGGAAAAAGAAGUUGUUGUCUUACGGUCAGAAAAAGAAAAUGCACUGAGAGAAUUGCAAAAUAAUAAUUAUCAGAUUUUUGAAUUAGGAGAAUUAGUUGAAAUGCUAAAAUGCUUAGAUUCUGAACUUGUCACUAUGAGAUUAGAAAAAGAAAAUGUUUUGAAAGAUCUACAAGAAAAGCAAAAUCAAGUGUCUGAAUUGGAAGAGUUGGUCAUCAGUCUAAAAAACCUGGAAACCGAAGUUAGUUCUUUAACUUCAGAAAAAGAAAAUAUGUUGAAGGACUUACAAGAAGAAAAACAGGCUCAAAAGUGUGAAUUAGAAGAGUUGACCAGAAACCUACAAUGUUUGGAAACUGAACUUGUUAACUUAAGAGCAGAAAAAGACAAUAUGUCAAAGGAGUUACAAGAAAAGCAGAGUCAAGUGUGUGAAUUGGAAGAGUUGACCAGAAGUCUAAAGUCCUUGGAACCAGAAGUUGCUUCUUUAAGGGCAGAUAAAGAAAAUAUGUUGAAGGACCUACAAGAAAAGCAGGCUCAAAAGUGUGAAUUAGAAGAGUUGACUAUAAACCUACAAUGUUUGGAAACUGAACUUGUUUCCUUAAGAUCAGAAAAAGACCACAUGUCAAAGGAGUUACAAGAAAAGCAGAGGCAAGUGUAUGAAUUAGAAGAGUUGACCAAAACUCUAAAUUCCUUGGAACCUGAAGUUGCUUCUUUAAGGUCAGAAAAAGAAAAUAUCUUGAAGGACCUACAAGAAGAAAAGCAGGCUUAUAAGUGUGAAUUAGAAGAGUUGGCCAUAAACCUACAAUGUUUGGAAACUGAACUUGUUUCCUUAAGAUCAGAAAAAGACCACAUGUCAAAGGAAUUACAAGAAAAGCAGAGUCAAGUGUGUGAAUUGGAAGAGCUGACCAGAAAUCUAAAGUCCUUGGAACCUGAAGUUACUUCUUUAACUUCAGAAAAAGAAAACAUAUUGAAGGACCUACAGGAAAAGCAGGCUCAAAAUUGUGAAUUAGAACAGUUGACCAGAAACUUACAAUGUUUGGAAACUGAACUUGUUUCCUUAAGAUCAGAAAAAGACCAUAUGUCAAAGGAGUUACAAGAAAAGCAGAGUCAAGUGUGUGAAUUGGAAGAGUUGACCAGAAGUCUAAAGUCCUUGGAACCUGAAGUUAUUUCUUUAAGGUCAGAAAAAGAAAAUAUAUUGAAGGACCUACAGGAAAAGCAGGCUCAAAAUUGUGAAUUAGAAAAGUUGACCAGAAACUUACAAUGUUUGGAAACUGAACUUGUUUCCUUAAGAUCAGAAAAAGACCACAUGUCAAAGGAAUUACAAGAAAAGCAGAGUCAAGUGUGUGAAUUGGAAGAGCUGACCAGAAAUCUAAAGUCCUUGGAACCUGAAGUUACUUCUUUAACUUCAGAAAAAGAAAACAUAUUGAAGGACCUACAGGAAAAGCAGGCUCAAAAUUGUGAAUUAGAACAGUUGACCAGAAACUUACAAUGUUUGGAAACUGAACUUGUUUCCUUAAGAUCAGAAAAAGACCAUAUGUCAAAGGAGUUACAAGAAAAGCAGAGUCAAGUGUGUGAAUUGGAAGAGUUGACCAGAAGUCUAAAGUCCUUGGAACCUGAAGUUAUUUCUUUAAGGUCAGAAAAAGAAAAUAUAUUGAAGGACCUACAGGAAAAGCAGGCUCAAAAUUGUGAAUUAGAAAAGUUGACCAGAAACCUACAAUGCUUAGAAACUGAACUUGUUUCCUUAAGAUCAGAAAAAGACCACAUGUCAAAGGAGUUACAAGAAAAGCAGACUCAAGUGUGUGAAUUGGAAGAGUUGACCAGAAGUCUAAAGUUUUUGGAAUCUGAAGUUGCUUCUUUAAAGUCAGAAAAAGAAAAUAUAUUGAAGGACCUACAGGAAAAGCAGGCUCAAAAUUGUGAAUUAGAAGAGUUGAACAGAAACCUACAAUGCUUAGAAACUGAACUUGUUUCCUUAAGAUCAGAAAAAGAUAACAUGUCAAAGGAGUUACAAGAAAAGCAGAGUCAAGUGUGUGAAUUGGAAGAGUUGACCAGAAGCCUAAAUUCCUUGGAAUCUGAAGUUGCUUCUUUAAGGAAGGAAAAAGAAAAUAUAUUGAAGGACCUACAGGAAAAGCAGGCUCAAAAUUGUGAAUUAGAAGAGGUGACCAGAAACCUACAAUGCUUAGAAACUGAACUUGUUUCUUUAAGAUCAGAAAAAGACCACAUGUCAAAGGUGUUAGAAGAAAAGCAGACUCAAGUGUGUGAAUUGGAAGAAUUGACCAAAAGUCUAAAGUUCUUGGAACCUGAAGUUGCUUCUUUAAGGUCAGAAAAAGAAAAUAUCUUGAAGGACCUACAAGAAGAAAAGCAGACUCAGAAGUGUGAAUUAGAAGAGUUGACCAGAAACCUACAAUGUUUGGAAACUGAACUUGUUUCCUUAAGAUCAGAAAAAGACCACAUGUCAAAGGUGUUAGAAGAAAAGCAGACUCAAGUGUGUGAAUUGGAAGAAUUGACCAAAAGUCUAAAGUUCUUGGAACCUGAAGUUGCUUCUUUAAAGUCAGAAAAAGAAAAUAUCUUGAAGGACCUACAAGAAGAAAAGCAGGCUUAUAAGUGUGAAUUAGAAGAGUUGACCAGAAAACUACAAUUUUUGGAAACUGAACUUGUUUCCUUAAGAUCAGAAAAAGACCACAUGUCAAAGGAAUUACAAGAAAAGCAGAGUCAAGUGUGUGAAUUGGAAGAGUUGACCAGAAGUCUAAAGUCCUUGGAAUCUGAAGUUGCUUCCUUAAGGUCAGAAAAAGAAAAUAUAUUUAAGGACCUACAGGAAAAGCAGACUCAGAAGUGUGAAUUAGAAGAGUUGACCAGAAAACUACAAUGUUUAGAAACUGAACUUGUUUCCUUAAGAUCAGAAAAAGACCACAUGUCAAAGGUGUUAGAAGAAAAGCAGACUCAAGUGUGUGAAUUGGAAGAAUUGACCAAAAGUCUAAAGUUCUUGGAACCUGAAGUUGCUUCUUUAAGGUCAGAAAAAGAAAAUAUCUUGAAGGACCUACAAGAAGAAAAGCAGACUCAGAAGUGUGAAUUAGAAGAGUUGACCAGAAACCUACAAUGUUUGGAAACUGAACUUGUUUCCUUAAGAUCAGAAAAAGACCACAUGUCAAAGGAAUUACAAGAAAAGCAGAGUCAAGUGUGUGAAUUGGAAGAGUUGACCAGAAGUCUAAAGUCCUUGGAAUCUGAAGUUGCUUCUUUAAGGUCAGAAAAAGAAAAUAUCUUGAAGGACCUACAGGAAAAGCAGACUCAGAAGUGUGAAUUAGAAGAGUUGACCAGAAAACUACAAUGUUUAGAAACUGAACUUGUUUCCUUAAGAUCAGAAAAAGACCACAUGUCAAAGGUGUUAGAAGAAAAGCAGACUCAAGUGUGUGAAUUGGAAGAAUUGACCAAAAGUCUAAAGUUCUUGGAACCUGAAGUUGCUUCUUUAAGGUCAGAAAAAGAAAAUAUCUUGAAGGACCUACAAGAAGAAAAGCAGACUCAGAAGUGUGAAUUAGAAGAGUUGACCAGAAACCUACAAUGUUUGGAAACUGAACUUGUUUCCUUAAGAUCAGAAAAAGACCACAUGUCAAAGGUGUUAGAAGAAAAGCAGACUCAAGUGUGUGAAUUGGAAGAAUUGACCAAAAGUCUAAAGUUCUUGGAACCUGAAGUUGCUUCUUUAAAGUCAGAAAAAGAAAAUAUCUUGAAGGACCUACAAGAAGAAAAGCAGGCUUAUAAGUGUGAAUUAGGAGAGUUGACCAGAAAACUACAAUGUUUGGAAACUGAACUUGCUGUUUUAAGAUCAGAGAAAGAAAAUAUAUUGAAAGAUUUACAAGAAAAACAGGAUCAAAUUUGUGAAUUAAGAGAGAUGAAUACAAACCUACAAUGUUUGGAAACUGAAGUUAUUUCUUUAAGGUUAGCAAAAGAAAACAUGUCAAAAGAGUUAAAAGAGAAGGAGAGUCAACUGUCUGAAUUAGAACAGUUGAUCAAAAGUCUGAAGUCUUUGGAAACUAAAUUUACUUCUUUAACAUCUGAAAAAGAGAAUCUGUUGAAGCAGCUGUGUGAAUUAGAGGAGUCAACUAAAAAUCUAAAAUGUUUGGAAACUAAAGUGGUUUCCUUAUCAUCAGAAAAAGAAAAUAUUUUAAAACAACUACAAGAAAAGCAGGAUCAAGUGUCAGGAUUAGAAGAGUUGACCAAAAAUCUGAAGUCUUUUGAAUCUGAAGUUGCUUCUUUAAGGUCAGAAAAAGAAAAUAUAUUAAAGGAGCUGAAAGAAAAACAAGGUCACACUUGUGAAUUAGAAGAAAUGCUCAUAAAGUUAAAAUGUUUGGAAACUGAAGUGAUUUCUUUAAGAUCAGAAAAAGAAAACAUGUCAAAAGAAUUGCAAGAAAGACAGAGUCAAACAUCUGAAUUAGAAAAGUUGUCCAGAAACCUAAAAUCCUUAGAAACAGAAUUUGCUUCUUUAACAUCAGAAAAAGAAAACAUGUUGAAGCAGCUGUGUGAGUCAGAAAAGUUGACCAAAAACCUAAAAUGUUUGGAAACUGAACUUGUUUCUUUGUCAUCAGAAAAACAAAAUGUUUUGAAAGAACUACAAGAAAAGCAGGCUCAAGUGGAAGAACUGAAAAUGUUAAAUGUUUCAUUUGAAAGUUUACUAGAAAAAAAGGAAGAGGAAAAGAGAAAACUUAAAGAAGAAUCCCAACAUACAACAGAGUUGCUUCAAAAACAGUUGAAUGAUCUAAAUGAGAAAAUAGAAUCCUUUCAGGAAGAACACAAUAUACAUAAGGCCAGUGAACAGGAUCUAAAUUGUCAAGUGGAUUGCUUAAAGCAUGAGAAGAUUCACUUGCUGCAGCAGCUUGAAGAGACUAAAAAUAAUAAUGCUAUGCUGAAAUCUUCUGUCAAUGAUUUUAUUCAAGAAAUAGAAAAUAACAAACAAAAAUUAGAGAAAACAACUGAAGAAAAUGGAAUACUGCAAAAGCAAGUUCAGGACCUCGGAAAACUCACUUCUAUGCUGACCCAGAUGGAGGCAGAGCAGCAACUCUGGGAAAAAGAAAAGUCACAGCUGGAACAUCUUACAGUUGAAUUACAGCAAAAGAUCCAAGAACUAUCAAAGAAUGAAACUUUGUAUAACAGUUUAGAAGCUUUGCAAAAUUCUUACGCCAAUCUGGAGAAUGAACUUAAUUUGACAAAGAAGGAAAACUCGUCUCUUCUUGAAAAGAUAACUAAAGUUACAAAUAAUGAAGCUUUGCUCCAGCAUGAAAUAAAUGAGAUGAUGCAAAAGAUGACAGUGUUACAAGAAGAAUAUAAUGGAGAGAAAAACAGGUUUACUGACUACAUAAAAAUUAAAGAAGCAGAGAAGAGUAAACAUGAAGUGGAAAUUGAGGCUUAUCAAGAGAAACUGGCUGCUAAAGAACAGCAGCUCAACUCACACAAGUCAGAGAUGGAGAUUUUGAGGUCCAAUAAAGAAGAAUUAACCAAUUCUCUGAAAUGCACUAGUAAGAUAUUAGAAGAUUUGAAGAAAACCAAGGUGGAAAAUGUAAAAUAUGUAACUCAGUUGAAGAAAGAGAAUGAGAAUGCUAGAGGAAAAAUACAGUUGUUGAUAAAAAACUGUAAGCAGCUGGAGAACGAAAAGGAAGCACUACAGAAAGAAAUUAAUGGCCUUGAAACUCUACAAGAGAAUCAGAAACAAAAUAGUACCAUGGGUGUUAAUGUAGAAGAACUUAUGGCUGAGGUGAAAGAACUGAAAGAAGCGAUUGAAGGAAAAAAUAAAGAGACAGAUGAAUAUUUGGAUAAGUAUUGCAACCUUCUUGUUAGUUAUGAGAAGAUGGAAAAAGCUAAAAAUAUGUUAGAAUCACAGGUUACUCUCCUGAAUUCUCUGCAAGGAAAAAUUGCCUCUCAGUCUUCUCCUAUGCUUAGUUCAGAUGAUUCAAUGCACUGUUCAAGUCAACCUGUUACUGAAAAUAAGACAUUAGCCAGUCAUGGGAAAGUUCCAAGCAAGAGACCAAGGUCUCGUAUUGCCAAGGAAAGUGAUGGAGACGCAUUGCCUUCUACACCAGAGACUUUUAUUAAGAAGAUCAAGAAGGAGGUGACACCAAAAGGCAUCACAUACUCCUUAAGGGGCUUGGAGAACACUCAGUAUGAGCCAGAAGGAUUACCAGAGGUGGUGAAGAAAGGAUUUGCUGAUAUCCCUACUGAGAAAACAAGCCCUUAUAUCCUUCGGAGAACAACCAUGGCUACAAAGACAAGGACCAGCCCCCGUCUUGCUGCACAGAAACUAUCACCUCCAGAUCUACAGAAGAAAGAGUCAAAAAAUCUUGCCGAGACCUUCAAACCAGCAGCUGGUGGCAGCAAAUCACAAAUGGCAAAAGAUGUCCAUCAGCACAAAGUAGAAUCAGUUGUGACAGGUGCAGAAACCAGCACAAGAUCUCCUCUGUCUACAAAUAAUUUUUCAAAAAAAUCUUCGGAUGAUGCAACUAAAGAGAGCAUGAGAACCAGGCGAGUCAAACAGUCCAAAGAAGAAUCCUGUAAGGUUCAAUAAAGUUUAAAAAUCAUCUCCUGAGUAUCAGGGCUAUAAAGCAAACCAUAGGAAUUAAACAUUUUGUAAAAGCCUUCCCGAAAGGCUUUUGUUUUAGUCAGUCUUACAAUUGUUGAUUUUUUUUAAAGAUGGCAAUGUUAGAACAAGAAAGUUUUCAUUCUCUCUUUGCGUUCCUCCUUGUACAGUAAUGUAAAUAGUCUUGUAUAGUUAUAUGGAUAAAAUUGUAAAAUAUUCAACUAAAUGGAGGAUGAUGCAUUAAACCUACAGACCAUAUUGUAUGUUAUAUUCAUUAAAAUGUCUAAUAGUAUCAGAAAUGUAUGUUAUAUUCUAGUUUUAGUCUGUAGCAGGAGACAUGUGAGAGAAUUUGUGGAAGGAAUUAUGAUGAUCCUAUGUCCACCUGAGUAAAUAAGGAAACCAUGUAUUUUUAGGAGUAAGUAAAAGCUAUGUAUAGUUUGUUUAUAGUGAAAUUAUGAUUUUGAAGUGUAUAGCUAACACAGGUGUUUAAAUAAAAAAUUGAUACAUGA
Messenger RNA from Monodelphis domestica (gray short-tailed opossum), 15245 nucleotides. RefSeq names its product centromere protein F (gene CENPF). Lineage: Eukaryota; Metazoa; Chordata; Mammalia; Didelphimorphia; Didelphidae. The record is from RefSeq and is a predicted model, not a curated record. Gene Ontology annotation, cellular component: nucleus; chromosome, centromeric region; spindle pole. Gene Ontology annotation, biological process: mitotic cell cycle; regulation of G2/M transition of mitotic cell cycle; metaphase chromosome alignment. Gene Ontology annotation, molecular function: dynein complex binding; microtubule binding; protein homodimerization activity.